AGUCUCUAGCACUCACAGUUGGGUUGAGUGGGUUAAAACCUUUAUCUGCAAAGUCCAAAAUCUGCUCAAGGUCCAUUUUAACUCGCCGGAUAAUAUUUAUAGACUCCUGAUGCUUCCAAGGUCGUGUUACUCAACAACCAGACUUCUAAUUAAGCGGACUGACCUGCAAACGACCACACGCAUGGUCAUGGCCUCGGCAGUCUGCGCUCCCACGUUUUUAUCAUCACCCGUCUCUUCUAGAAAAUCAGCUAUUUACACCACAUCUUCAUCUCUAGCGUCACACUUUAAAGCCCCAAAACUUCAUCUCCCCAAAGCGGUUCCUCCGCUGGGCCCCAGUCUUUUCUCUCCAUGGAGUGGUUUGAAGCAUCUGGGUAUAAUCUCAAUCACGCCAAAGUCUCUCAAUUCAGAGAGGAAGCGGAGGGGUAAAGGUAUGGUGAUUUAUGCAUCUCUUUUUGGUGUUGGAGCUCCCGAGGCUCUGGUCAUUGGGGUGGUGGCUUUGUUGGUUUUUGGUCCCAAAGGUCUUGCCGAGGUUGCUCGGAACUUAGGGAAGACGUUGCGUGCAUUUCAACCCACCAUUAGAGAGCUUCAGGAAGUUUCAAAGGAAUUCAAGAGCACCCUUGAACGGGAGAUUGGCCUUGAUGACAUUUCAACGGAAAACACAUACAGCUCCAGUAAACCCAAUACAUCAAACCCAUCAUCUACAACCAGCACCAAGGGUUCUCAGACUCUAGUCGAUCCCAAUGGUGCUCCAUCCAGUAAUAGAGCAUACACCACGGAAGAGUACCUAAAGAUUACAGAAGAGCAACUAAAGGCAUCUGCUGUCCAACAGCAGGUGCAGACAUCUCCUUUAGGAGAAGGCGUAGGAGAAGGCGAGUUGGGAACUGAGACUCAGCCUCAAGCUAAUAUUCGAGAAGCUGCCACUACGUUGCCUCCAAAUACUGAAAGCGAGAAAUGAAUAUGCAUAUGAUGCGCCAAAUACUGCCGCAGCGCCCCCCCCCCCCCCCCCCCCCCCCCCCGGUCGACACACCAUAAAAAAAUUCAUUUUUCUUUGAAAUUGUUAACUGCGAGAGUUCAAAUGACAAAAGGCGUUUUGGUCCAUGACAGCAUGAUAGGGUCAUUUACGCAAGUUCGGCUAUAUCAUAUGUCGUUCCUAUUUACUAUGAAGGGAACUCCCGAAAAGUCCACAGUAAUCGUCAGGUUAAUUGAAUUUGAGCAUGCUAAUUAAUUGCUACUGAUGAAGCAUUUUGGACGUAAA
Molecule: messenger RNA, 1255 nt
Organism: Carya illinoinensis
Lineage: Eukaryota; Viridiplantae; Streptophyta; Magnoliopsida; Fagales; Juglandaceae
Product: sec-independent protein translocase protein TATB, chloroplastic-like
Exons: 6
Coding region: 110-955 (281 amino acids)
Biological process (GO): protein transport by the Tat complex
Cellular component (GO): membrane
Source: RefSeq, a predicted model, not a curated record